AUGGCCGACAGAAUCGUUGCCAAUGGGUCGGAGAAGAAGUACCACAAAAUUGAUAUCCCACCAGCCCUUAUCCGCAAAGGAAGAACGCUAUUCGAGCACCUUGGGUACAAAGUCGACGAUCGCAGCCUUGCCGACCGGAGCGGCGACACUUGGAACUCGGGUGUCUUACGCUCGAUCUCACCCGAAGAGUAUUACUAUGUCAUAGUCGCAGGAGAAAGUAAGCAGAGUGGCGCCGCCGUUGUGGUGGUUGCCUACGCAGGUCGCUCUGAUGAUGGAUAUCCACUUUCUUUGGACGACAAGUCUGAUCUUCUUGUCGUCUUCGAUGACGACCUUCAGCGCCCACAGAAGUACUUUGCAGAAACCAAACUCGCCAUCAAGACUGCAGGAUCGGUGUUACUGCCUACCAUUGUACACUCUGUGGGAUUUGAGAAGAUGGACUAUCAGUAUCAGCUACACGAUGGUGAUGGCCCAGAAUUAUCCGAGAAGGAGCUCGACGAGAUUGUGGAUCAUGUCAUCAGCUACUGA
Molecule: messenger RNA, 525 nt
Organism: Cyphellophora attinorum
Lineage: Eukaryota; Fungi; Ascomycota; Eurotiomycetes; Chaetothyriales; Cyphellophoraceae
Exons: 2
Coding region: 1-525 (174 amino acids)
Source: RefSeq, a predicted model, not a curated record